Molecule: messenger RNA, 1816 nt
Organism: Aspergillus versicolor CBS 583.65
Lineage: Eukaryota; Fungi; Ascomycota; Eurotiomycetes; Eurotiales; Aspergillaceae
Product: glycosyltransferase family 69 protein
Exons: 1
Coding region: 64-1650 (528 amino acids)
Source: RefSeq, a predicted model, not a curated record
GGCUUCAACCACGUCCGCUGUCAGAAUUCUCGCGGGCGCUAGCAGGCUCUAUAUUGAUAUUUCAUGUCUGGCCAUCUGCUUUCCAGCCACGACAGUCCUGCUCGGCGGCUUUCGGUGGAAGACGGCCAAGAGGCCUACAACUUGUAUGAAGUCGAGUCCCAAUGGAGGAAACGGCCUCUGUUUGAACGAGUCUUGCAGCGAAUAUAUUCCGUUCGAUAUCUCUUCUCCUCAGGCGGCGAUUAUCAUGGCAAAUAUAGACCGUUAAUACCGGCUUUGGUGCAGCCUCGCCGGUUUCGACGCACUCUCUUCCGGCUGCCCUACUAUGGGCUCAUCGUCUUGUCGGCUAUUCUGGUCCUUGUGAUCUUCACAGCAAUUUUCUUUCCCUCAUAUACGAGACCCCCACCCCAUUACUCGUCGCUUCGUGACUUAGCGUCAGCAUCAGACCAAGCCGGUCGAGGGAACCCACGCAAUGAAAAGGUAUUUAUAGCCGCUAGCUUGUAUGACGUGACUGGAGAUUUGGUCUGGGGCCACUGGGGCUCCAGCAUUCUCCAGCUCAUUGAUCUACUUGGGGAAGACAAUGCUUUUCUGAGCAUAUAUGAGAACGACAGCGGAUCCGAAGGCAAGCAAUCCUUAGCAGAUCUGAAGAGACAGGUGCCAUGCAACAACUCCAUCAUAUACGAGCAUCUAGGCCUGGAGGAUCUCCCCAAAAUCAUCAUCCCAGGAGGCAAAGAGCGCGUUAAACGGAUUUCGUACCUAGCCGAGACACGCAACCGUGCUCUUGAGCCGUUGGAUGAGCAUACUGCACAGGAACCUUUCGACAAGAUCCUAUUCCUGAAUGACAUAGCGUUUGAUCCCAUCGAGGCGCUGCAACUCCUUUUCUCAACGAAUGUCAACGACGACGGCGUAGCGCAGUACCGGGCUGCUUGCGCCGUCGACUUCAUCAACCCUUUCAAAUUCUACGAUACCUACGCUACGCGCGAUCUAGAAGGCUACAGCAUGGGCCUACCUUUCUAUCCCUGGUUCUCGAACUCCGGCAGCGCCCAAAGUCGCAAAGACGUUCUCGGCGGGAAAGACGCUGUGCCGGUCCGCAGUUGCUGGGGAGGCAUGGUCGCAUUCGACGCUCAAUUCUUCCAACACAACACCGGGAAGCCGCCUGUUGAAGCAGCAGGGGGGAAUCUCCCAGCUCGCUUCCGUGCCUCGCAGGAUGUGAAUUUGUUCUGGGAUGCGUCUGAGUGUUGUCUCAUCCAUGCAGAUAUCCAGGUCCCGAGGCAAGACCCUGGGGAGUCCCAGGACAGCGCGGUGAUUGAAACAGGGAUAUACAUGAAUCCUUUUGUGCGUGUUGCAUAUGACCCGCGUUCUCUAUCCUGGCUUUGGACUACGCGGCGCUUUGAGAAACUUUACUCUCUUGUGCAUAAUAUCGGGAAUCACCUCGUUGGUUUGCCUUGGUAUAACCCCCGGCGGGAGGAAGUGCCUGGGCAACGUGUUGAAGACACGGCCUUUAUCAAUGACGAGGGAGGAGCUGGCUUCUUCCGUUCUGUUGAGAGGUCUACUAGCCAUGAUGGCUUCUGUGGACGAUUAGGGCUGCAGGUUGUUAUUCCACAGCGCGAGGAAGGGGAGGGGUUUGAGAGUGUACCGAUGCCUCGUUCUUAAAAUCGGUUAAACUAUAUAAUAAGUUUUAAUAUUAUCUCGAACAUCACUAUGAAUAUCCCAGCUACUAGUGUUGCCUAACUGCUAAUUGGCUUCAUAUAAUUCAGCAGAGCCUAUUUCACUGCAUACUAUGGACGUUACACCGCUGAAAUAGUCCAGUAGCUCGAAC